CCCACCAGAGCUGGCCGCCGGCGGGAGGCGGAACCGUUCCCAGCGCCGGCGCCCCGCAACACCAGGGCUGGCCGGCGGGGGGCGGCUUCGGCGCGGGUGUCCAGGCCCUGCAGAACAAGUUCAGCAUCCCGGAGUACCGCGUCAGGCUGGUCGCCAUCUACUCCGUGUACAAGCAGGAGAACCUGCAGAAGGUGGACCACCUGCUGCAGAAGUACGUCGGGCAGGAGGACUUCCUCUAUGCAGCAGACCGCCUGCUCCAAGUACGGGGUCGACCCGGACUUCGACCCCAGCGUCCCCCUGGCGGCCAGCCCGCAGCAGCUGGCGAGCGCGCUGCCGCAGCCCACGGGCGGCUUCCAGCAGCCGCUGCAGCCGCUGCAGCCGCUGCAGCCGCUGCAGCCGCUGCAGCCGCUGCAGCCGCUGCCGCAGCUGCAGCCGCCCCCUCCACAGCAGCCGCAGCUGCGGCCGCAGCUGCGCCCGUCGGCUCCGCGGGUGAAGGGGCCGCCGCAGCGGCCGCCGCAGCACGCCAGGAUGCAGGCGAUGGAGUGGGACCCCGCCGCGGGGCAGAUGGUGGCCACCACCGUGGAGGUGGAGCCGUGGCUGAUGGACGAUGCGCAGGCCAGCGCGGCCGCGCAGCCGCAGCCGCCGGAGCCGCAGCCGUGGGCGCCUCAGGGGCAGCAGCACCGCCCCGCCGAGAACCAGGCGGUGGAGGAGUGGGACCCCGCCACCGGCCAGAUGGUCACCAAGUCCAUGGAGAUCGAGCCCUGGCUGAUGGAGGAGCUCGGCAUCGGCGCCGGCGCCGCGCGGCCCGGCGGCCACCUCGCCCCCGCCGCGGCACCCGCGCCGGGCACGGCGCCGCCCGCGCGGGCCCCGGCGGGCGGCGCCCUGGCCGGUGCGGCGGCAGAGGUGCCGGGCGCGGCGCCCAUGGACGACGACGACGACUACGACCCGUUCAGCACGUCUCCUGAGGCAGCGGGGCAGCGACCCCUCCCGGGCGAGGGCCCGCUGGAGGCGGCCGCCCAGAUCGACCGGCUGCUGCUCGGCGACGAGACCCGCUUCUUCGAGCGGGCGGCCGGCCGGCCCGCCGGUGCGCCGGCCUUCGCGGCCCGCGCGCCGCCGCCGGA
Molecule: messenger RNA, 1121 nt
Organism: Prorocentrum cordatum
Lineage: Eukaryota; Dinophyceae; Prorocentrales; Prorocentraceae
Source: the annotation of a GenBank genome assembly